GACGUACGAGUGUUUUCGGGGGAGGAGUUCUGUCGUUCUGUGCUGUCGUUCUGUGCGUACAUGUUAACCCAGUUUUUCAACUGCCAUUUUCUUCGAAGUAAAUGAAAUUUGUGUUUAAAUGAACUAUAAAUUAUAUAUUAGAAAACAGUUUUUAUUUAUAACAAAAUGGAAAGGACAUGCUCAAUGAUUGGAUGCAACAAUACAAAUGAUAAUUUAUCAGCAGACCAUUUUUUCCAAUUUCCUAGUGACUUUGAUCUGUGUUUAACGUGGGUAGAAAAUUGUAAAACUCCUCAAAUUUUUGAAGAUUUUGUGUUCGGAGGUGCUCUACCAUGUUUGAAGAGAUUUAUGUGUUACCAUCACUUCAGCACAGAUGAUUUUGUUGAUCCUGAACGGAUAAAUCUUGGGCUAAAACCCAGCGCUGUUCCGCAUUAUUUUCCUUUAAAACAGGAUCAAAGAUGGGAGGAAUGUUAUAUCAAAGAUGAAGUGUGCUGUGAGGAUAAUGACGAAAGCUGGGAAGAUGUGAUAGAUAACGAAACGAAUGAAGUGGAUAAUUAUAUAAGGACUUGGACAGACCCCGCUACUACGACUACUCCAAAUGAAGAACAACAGGAGACUAAAUCAAGACAAAAACAAAAGGGAAAUCAAUCUGACGAAGAUCCCACACUUCGUAAGCAAAAAGAUGCCCUCAGAGCAGCUAACAGACGAAAGCAAGAAACCGAGGAGCAAAAACUACUACGUCGAUUAAAGGAUAAAACACGAUCAGCCACGAAACGAAGCAAUGAAACAGAAGAGGAGCGUCAACUUCGAAGGCAAAAAAAUGCAUUAAGAGCAGCUACCAGACGAAAAGAAGAGACAGAAGAGCAACGUGAAAUACGUCGUUUAAAGGAUAAAGCACGAUCUGCACUGAGACGAAAAAACGAAACCAACGCGCAAUCCCAAAUUCGUAAAUACAAUGACGCAGUUCGGGCCGCUUUUCGUAGAAGUCAGGAAUCUCCCGAGGAGAAAAUGAAAAGAAGGAUAUACGAUAUGCUACGAGCAGCAAAGAAACGAGGCAAUGAAACUCCAGAACAGCGACAGAAACGAUUAAAAGCGGACAGGGAAAGAGCGGCUCGACGUCGUUCCGUAAUAAAAGUUGACCCACCUACUGCGGAGGAACCUGCAAAUAAAAGUACAGAUAGUGAGCCUGAAAAGGAGAGUUCAAAACAAAUAACAGACCAAAUGAUAGAAAUGAUAAUAAACAAAAUAUUAUCGUAAUGUGAAUUAUCUAUAAAUAAAUUAUGA
This is a messenger RNA of Photinus pyralis (common eastern firefly), 1281 nucleotides long. RefSeq lists its product as uncharacterized. The transcript is spliced from 5 exons. The record is from RefSeq and is a predicted model, not a curated record. NCBI's taxonomy places the organism in Eukaryota, Metazoa, Arthropoda, Insecta, Coleoptera, Lampyridae. Bases 166 to 1254 code for a protein of 362 amino acids. Gene Ontology annotation, molecular function: sequence-specific DNA binding.